CCGAGCGCCGGCAGCGGGCGGGGCGCGGGAGCCGCGAGAUGGCGGCGGCCGGGAGCGGCGGGAGCCGGGCGGACAACGGCUACGGCGGGCAGCAGGCGCGGCGCAGGAAGGGCCCGGGCGCGCUGGCCACGGGCUACCUCGUUAUCUACAACGUGGUGAUGACGGCGGGGUGGCUCGUUAUUGCAGUUGGCCUCGUUCGGGCAUACCUGGCUAAAGGCAGCUACCACAGCCUUUACUAUUCAAUAGAAAAACCYCUGAAAUUCUUCCAAACUGGAGCUUUGCUUGAGAUUCUGCACUGUGCACUUGGCAUUGUUCCCUCUUCUGUUGUUCUGACUGCUUUCCAAGUGAUGUCAAGGGUUUUCCUGACGUGGGCAGUAACACAUAGUGUAAAAGAGGUACAAACUGAAGACAGUGUUCUCUUGUUUGUAGUGGCCUGGACAAUCACCGAGAUAAUCCGUUACUCUUUUUACACGUUUAGCUUGUUAAACCAUCUCCCUUAUCUCAUCAAAUGGGCCAGGUACACUUUGUUUAUAGUGUUGUAUCCAAUGGGAGUCUCAGGUGAAUUACUCACAAUAUAUGCUGCAUUACCCUUCGUCAGGCAGUCUGGCUUGUAUUCCAUUAGUUUACCUAACAAGUACAAUUUUUCAUUUGACUACUAUACAUUCCUGAUCCUGGUUAUGAUCUCCUACAUUCCCAUCUUCCCWCAGCUGUAUUUCCAUAUGCUACAUCAGAGGCGAAAGGUACUCUCCCACACUGAAGAACAUAAGAAGUCGGAGUAAUUCCAACUUUUUCAGAACUUUUCAAACAUCAAAAUGCUGCAGUUUUUCAAUACCCAGCACAUUUGUAAAGAAUAUACCAAGAUAAGUCAGAGGUAAAAGACCAAUAAUUUAGCAAGAAUAACCAAUAAAUCUGAUUUCACUGAAAUUCCAGGAUGUAAAACAUUGAAAUAAUUUUYAGCUUGCAGUGCUUCAGAAAACUUAAACUUUAUAUGGCUUGGCAGUUAACCUUUUCCUUAAAUGAUGUGCUAACUGGUUUUCAUUUAUUACUAAAUGCCUGAAGGUUGCAGUAUGAGUGAUGAAGUUGUACCCACUAAAUGCCUGAAUUGGGAUUACUGAUACCUCUUUUUUUAAGUGCUUGACUGCAUGCCAGAAACUGUAUGUAUUGCUGUGAAAGCAAACAAUAUGCUCUGGAAUACUUCAGGAUAAUGUCAGAGACUUCAGUGGAGAAUGUAAUCUGGGCAAAGUGUUUGAAUUUAGAAAGGUAGGUUGUGUAUUUAAAAGGUGAUGGGAACAAGAAGGAGAAACCGAUUACGAGAAAUGAGGGGAAUGUGAUUCUUUAGGAAUUUCAACAGUAUGGUGUCUGACCRCAGAGUGUUCUCUGAAGAUCUUGUUUAAACUGAUUAUUGAAAUGCUAAUGUUAAUUCAGAAGCUGUAAUUCUUACCUGAAACAUUAAAACUACUCUAAGUACUGCAUCCCUGGAUACUUUUUUACCUAUUAAGAAAAAAAAUAGUAACUGUAAUACUUCUAGUGGUAUCAGUAAUGAAWAUAAACAAUAUAUGGAGGCAGGUCACCCAGAAACAGGUGCGAUUCUCCCUUUUUUACUUUAAAUUUAAUUUCUAGUCACAGUCAGUGAUACUUACCUUCAGUGCUGAGGACUACUUGGUCUGCUAUGGAAUCAUCUGGGGGCCUUGUUCCUUAACCUAACUUUUCACAAGUGACCGAAGGCAUCACUCAUCCAAGCAGGCAGUUCCAGGCACUCAACUUCUGAAAUGUUGCAAAGUCAUGAGCUGCACCUUGUAAAGCAGAUUAUCUCGUGUGUUACAUGCUGCUUUUGCAGCUCUCACCUAUUCUUUCAAGAAAAUGGAAGACCACAUAAAAUUGUAUUCUCCUUGGUGCUUUCUCGGGUUCUCAGGCUUAAUCUUCCCUUGGGAAGAUGAAAGGAAACGGAAAGAGCUGAAGAAGCCUUGUGGUGAGGCAGAAAGCCUCAUGCUGUGUGAGCUGUGCCCCAAGUCAGGAAGAAGCUUUUGAUUGGAUGUAAAAAGGGUGGGGAAUGGAAGGGACAGAGGGAGCAGGGAAAUUAAUGGGUAUCCAAGGAGAAACAAAAGGAAAUGUAGGUUAUGGGUUUGCUCUGUUAGGAAUUGAUGGCCAAAUAGUUCUGUAUGCAYCCAGUCAGAGUCACUAGACAGGACCACGUGGGCUUCCCUGGCUUCCCUCUUGUAACAUGAUUUAGUGCAUAAAUGAGGUGUGACCAGUCCCAUGCUACCUGCAAUGCUGCCUCAUGCUGUGCCUGCCAGCACCUCCCCUGGACAUGGCCCAGUUGUGUUUGACACAUCCCAACUCUCCCUAAACACAGCCAGGAAGUACUSAGGACACAGGCUCUCUGUUCUAGAACUUGGGAAGAGCUGGAAUUACAAUUAUUUAGGCUUAUACUUGUCAGAGCUGUUUUUUUUUUUUAAUCUGCAUUUUUCAGUAAUUUUCUUUGGCUUCAUCAUAAGGACUGAAUUUUCCUAAMUCUCAGUAUAUAGAGCCUUUCCUACUCAACACGAACAGGACUACUAUAAGCAGAGAGAGGAUAAGAGACCAUAGUAAUCUUUGCUUCUAUUUUCAGCAUUUUGGAGCCCGUUAUUGACUGGAGGUUGUAGCAAGUUUGGUGUUAGUCUUUUCUCCCAAGUUACAAGCAACAGAACUAGAGGACAGUGUUUCAUUUUGUGCCAAGGAAGGUCUAGAYUGGAUAUUAGGAAAAAAUUCUGCAUGGAAAGGAUUGUCAAGCAUUGGAACAAGCUGCCCAGGGAAGUGGUAGAGUCACCAUCCCUGAAAGUAUUUAGAAGUGUAAAUUUGGUGCUUAGAAAUGUGGUUUAGUGGGAUUUUGCAGUGUUAGGACAAUGGUUAGAGGUAUUUUUCAACCUAAACAAUUCUGUGAUUCUAUUGCUGUGGCCAUACACAACCUCAAAAUUUGGAUUGGUUUUGGAUUUUGGAUCCAAAUUUGGUUUUGGAUUCAAAGAGGCAACAAUUCAAUUCAUUUCUGUAUUAGGUUAUGUGCUUUGUUGUAGUGAUCUGAGAAAUGUUAUACUAUUCUGAACUCAUUGUUUGAAAGUGUAGACUUUCACCUCUGAACAAAACAUCUCCUUUUGCUUAUACUUGCUAUUAAAGAAGUUAAUGUUAGAAUUUCUGAAGGAUGUCAUCUAAAAGAUCUGAUUUCCUGAUGUACUUAUGUUACUGGAUAUUGUUAAUGCUCAGCUUCUGAACUUUUCUUAAUUUGAUUUCUCUGGCCAAAUAAAAKAUUUGGUUUCAAAUUUGUUGUUCCAAUUUGGAGGGAAAAAAUGGCUGUGUAAUACUGCUACAUGAAACAAACUCCUGRCUCUGUUGAUGAAAAGGAUCCAGUACAGAUCUAUAGUGUAUAGCACUGGCACCAAGGAAAAGCAGAGCCAGCUGCCAGUGGGGAGAAAGCUUGUGCAACCAACACCUUUAUUGAAUAGACUUUAUYAUGGAAUAUUUACUUUAACUGAAUAUAUUAAUUUAUCACACAAAUGCAAAUAAACUACAACCUUCUGAAAGAAAAUGGAGUUACUUUUCCUUUCAAAAGAAAAAUAAAUUGCUUUUACAGUAAGAAUUCUUACCAGCAAAGUUAGUUUAUAAAUUAUAUUCUGAAGUAUAAACAUGCAGUUACWGUGUACAAAAAUUCAGUGCUUUUUCAAGUUUAUCUUUUAUGGAAGUCACUGGAAGGUGAUCUUGAGAGAGAACUGUAGUGAGAUAUUCAGUACUGUUUGGGUUGUUCUUUAGUACCGCUGACACGUGUGGGGUUUCUUCUCAUAAAAGAAGUUUCCCCUCAUCUGUCACUGAAAUUGUGCAGUGGUUUCCAUGAACUCUAUAAUGGAAGCUUUGAUUGGUACUCAGUCACAAAUGCAGAAGGUUUUAUUUUCCCACAGACUGUUUACUUGGCUUGCAUGUUCUCUCUGCCUAUCUGAACCAGCAGGCCUUCCCUGCUUUGGUAUUCUCUGUUGUGUGCACUGGUUCAGUUGACAGCACUUUAUGUUCUACCAUGCCAGCUCUGUCUGAGUUCAUCACUACCCUCCAAAAGACCAAGGUUUUCACCAGUGUGUAGUUUACAACUGGAAUKGUAGAAAUGCUCAUAUUGUAAAUUACAGUAAGAUGCAGAUUACAGUGCAGGUAAAUUGUAAUUUUUCACAAUGUGAUGUUUUUAUCAGAGGGUUUUUUGUUAUCAUUAUGAAGGUUGGCAUUUGUGUGGACCAAUCUGCAGUGUCAUUUAAAAACCUAUCUUUCAGCUUAAAAUUUUCAUGAGUAUACAUCAAAUCAUAUCUUUUGAUGUAUAUGUCAGUGCAACUUGGGUGAAAACUAUAUACAGUCAUUUUUGUAUUUUUUUCUAUGUUGUGAAGAAUAAAAUUGUAAUUUUAUAAGUCUGAUUCACUAAGAUUAUUAUAAGUUAAAUGUAUUUUUUGUAUAUUUAGGAAUCUGAUAUUACCUGGASCUCUGAAAGACUAAGCAUAGAUUUUUUAUGCAUGGUUGAAAGAUAUUUCAACUUGAUAAUGCAGUGAAAUGGUUUGUAUGCURAAAUACUAGUCCGUGUUGUUGCCUUGUGAAAUUGAUUCUGUGCUCUCUGCCUGGAUUUGGCCUACUGAUCAGUGAUACUAAUUGCUAUAAUCCAAAUAAAAUAAUUCUGAACAAAAUAUGUUGUAUUGUUACUGUUUAAGGAACAAAAGUAGAUACWUUACAAAUGUGCGUUAGGGCUUCAUUUGUAUUCAUUUUUGCACAAUGUGUACCUUGCAAUUUACAAGUUUUUUUUAGCAUAUGUAACUCUGGAGCUCAGACAAAAGAAUUAAGAAACUUCAGUGUUAKGAUCGCUGUGCCUUCCACACUCAAAAGAAGUGCUCAUAACAACACCUUAACUGACUGUCAACACUCACAAUUUCCUAAGGGAUCCUCAACUGUGUGUGAGCUCUUUGUUCUCCUGUUSUUACCUGUACUCUGAAUGCUGAUGGUUUCCUACAAAAACAAAAUUGAGUAUUAUAAAUAUAGUGGAAUGCUUAACUAAUGCAMCAGAAUACUUCAGAGUUCAUUUACUAAAUAUAAUAUGUCUGCUACCACGGCAACGUUUUUAGCAUUUUUAACACUUCCUGAGAGAGAUUUUAAAACUGUUUAGAUGGCAUAAUGCUCAURAAUAACAAGUUAUAAUCCUCUAAUAAGAACUGAGUGGUAGCUGCAGAGUGAGUGCUAUUAUUCUAGGCAUAUGCUUGUCAUAAGAUUGCACAACUACAGUGAUUUUUUUGUUGAUUGAAGACGGGAUGAAACAGUGUUGUCAUGCCGAGCAUCAGCACAUGUCCUACGCAUGAUGGCUGUGACUGAGCACUGCUGGGCAAUUCAAACCUCAGAAACACUGGGCUAGAGAGGURCUGAGCUCUGUGCUUUACAGUAACUAUCACUGGCUAGUUGUGUUUCCUCUCUGCGUUUUGAAAAUAGUAUGUGGAAACAAUUUUAGUUCCCUAGGGUAACAUUAAAAUGUCUGAAAGGCAUAAGGAUUCUGUGGUUGUCAGCAAGUUAAUGUCAUAAUAGUGUGUAAGGCUCAUCUUAAAUAAAGCAUUGGCAGUUCUUGACAUAAGACUAGAAGAAGGAUUUAUGCUGCUUUGCUGA
Messenger RNA from Malurus melanocephalus (red-backed fairy wren), 5646 nucleotides. RefSeq names its product 3-hydroxyacyl-CoA dehydratase 2 (gene HACD2). Gene Ontology annotation, molecular function: 3-hydroxyacyl-CoA dehydratase activity. The transcript has 7 exons. Gene Ontology annotation, biological process: very long-chain fatty acid biosynthetic process; sphingolipid biosynthetic process; fatty acid elongation. The coding region runs from base 39 to 779 and encodes 246 amino acids. The record is from RefSeq and is a predicted model, not a curated record. NCBI's taxonomy places the organism in Eukaryota, Metazoa, Chordata, Aves, Passeriformes, Maluridae. Gene Ontology annotation, cellular component: endoplasmic reticulum membrane.